Molecule: messenger RNA, 1375 nt
Organism: Mollisia scopiformis
Lineage: Eukaryota; Fungi; Ascomycota; Leotiomycetes; Helotiales; Mollisiaceae
Product: putative endo-beta-1,6-glucanase
Exons: 6
Coding region: 1-1260 (419 amino acids)
Biological process (GO): glucan catabolic process
Cellular component (GO): cell surface; extracellular region
Molecular function (GO): beta-glucosidase activity
Source: RefSeq, a predicted model, not a curated record
AUGUAUAUAUUUUCUCUUUUUGUCAUUUUGUUACUCACGGGUCCAGCAAGGGCUUGGAUUCCUGGACAAGAUAAAGAGAUUUACGCCGCUGAUGGUUCGAAUCUGUUCAAUAAUACGGCACUUGCAACAAAUGCAUCUUCCAAGAGAUGGCUGCCGAGUUCGGCAAAAAUCAGAGGUGUGAAUCUCGGGUCAAUGUUCGUCUUUGAGCCAUGGCUUGCGCAAACCGCAUGGACGAAUAUGGGAUGUGGAGGUUUGAACUCUGAAUUUGACUGCGUUUCUCACCUCGGACAAGCACAGGCAAAUUCCGUUUUUCAGGCUCAUUGGAGUUCUUGGAUUACUCAGAGUGAUAUUACUCAAAUGCAAAGUUAUGGCUUAAACACUAUUCGCAUUCCUGUUGGAUACUGGAUGAAAGAAGACCUCGUCUACAGUGAUAGCGAGCAUUUCCCACAGGGAGGACUUUCUUACCUGGAACAAGUCUGUGGUUGGGCUAGUGAUGCAGGUUUUUAUAUCAUUAUUGAUCUGCACGGAGCACCAGGAGCACAGGUUGCCAACAACUCUGAUACCGGACAGUUUGCGCCAAGCCCGGGAUUCUACGUUGACUACCAAUAUUCUCGAGCAGAAACCUUUCUGUCUUGGCUGACCAACCUAACUCACACCACAAACGCUUUUCGAAAUGUUGGGAUGAUUGAAAUCGUGAAUGAACCAGUCCAGAAUGCAGACACAGUUGCCACAAUGCGUUCAAGCUAUUAUCCUAAUGCUUAUGCAGCUAUCAGAUCCGCGGAAUCUGCUCUCGGUAUAACGGCAUCGAACGCUCUGCAUGUUCAAGUCAUGAAUGAACUCUGGGGAUCCGGAGACCCAAAACAAUAUCUCACCAAUCAAAAUUUCAUGGCAUAUGAUGACCAUCGGUAUCUCAAAUGGUCUAACAUCACAACUUCCAUGUCCGCCUAUCUAUCGGAUUCAUGUACCAAUAAUAGAGCUAGUGAUGGCGAUACACCCACGAUCGUAGGCGAGUGGAGCUUGAGUGUUCCAGAUGAUGUGCAAUGGACCUCAGCAUGGGAUCCCAGCACGCAGCAAUCAUUCUAUAGCCAGUGGUUUGCAGCACAGGUUUUGACAUACGAAAAGAACACCAAUGGAUGGAUAUUUUGGACAUGGAAAAGCCAGCUUGGAGAUUAUAGAUGGAGUUACCAAGAUGCCGUUGCGGCUGGGGUGAUACCUCAAAAUUUGUCAGGUGUGAACGCUUCAGCAUGUUCAGGCUAUUGACUUUCGUAAUGAUAAUUGCUGCAAUGUUGUGAGAAGAGAAAGCGAGAGGGGAAGUGGCUGUAUAUAGACCAUGGAGGAAGCUUUGAUUGAGCAUUACAUUACGUACAUUCCUUAC